Oncorhynchus mykiss (rainbow trout) is the source of this 5471-nucleotide messenger RNA. RefSeq names its product opsin 5 (gene opn5). Gene Ontology annotation, biological process: G protein-coupled receptor signaling pathway; visual perception. The record is from RefSeq and is a predicted model, not a curated record. Lineage: Eukaryota; Metazoa; Chordata; Actinopteri; Salmoniformes; Salmonidae. Gene Ontology annotation, molecular function: G protein-coupled receptor activity. Gene Ontology annotation, cellular component: membrane.
ACCUAAGCAUGGCUCUUACGGGGAAUGAGACCUCAGCUCGCCCCGAUUAUGUCCCCCAUUAUCUCCUGGAGGGUGAUCCAUUUGCCUCCAAGCUGUCCAAGGAGGCCGACAUCGUGGCUGCCUUCUACAUCUGCAUCAUAGGGAUCCUGUCUGCCACAGGAAAUGGCUAUGUUAUAUACAUGACCGUCAAACGCAAGACAAAGCUAAGGCCACCUGAGCUCAUGACAGUUAACUUAGCCAUCUUUGACUUUGGCAUAUCAGUCACAGGGAAACCGUUCUUUGUGGCGUCCAGUUUCUCCCACCGCUGGCUGUUUGGUUGGGAGGGCUGUCGUUUCUAUGGUUGGGCUGGCUUCUUCUUCGGUGUUGGCAGCCUCAUCACCAUGACCGUAGUUAGCCUAGACCGAUACCUCAAGAUCUGUCAUCUCAGAUACGGUACUUGGCUGAUGAGGCACCAUGCCUUCCUGUGUCUGGUGUUUGUCUGGCUCUACGCAGGCUUCUGGGCCACCAUGCCCCUGGUGGGCUGGGGCAGCUACGCACCAGAGCCAUUUGGCACCUCCUGUACCCUGGACUGGUGGCUGGCCCAGACCUCCGUGGCGGGCCAGAGCUUCGUCAUGGCCAUCCUCUUCUUCUGCCUUAUCUUCCCCACCGGCAUCAUCGUCUUCUCCUAUGUUAUGAUAAUCUUCAAGGUCAACUCCUCAGCUAAAGAGAUCUCCCACUUUGACACCAGGAACAAGAACAGCCAUAGCCUGGAGAUGAAACUGACCAAGGUGGCGAUGUUGAUCUGUGCUGGUUUCUUGAUAGCGUGGAUCCCGUAUGCAGUGGUCUCAGUGGUGUCUGCGUUUGGCGAGCCCGACUCAGUGCCUAUCUCUGUCUCUGUGAUCCCCACUCUGCUGGCUAAGUCCUCUGCCAUGUACAACCCCAUCAUCUACCAAGUUAUUAACCUGAAACGCUCCUGUGCAAAAUCCUCCUGUUUCCAAGUCCUGAAGAAGUGUAGACAUUUUAAAAAGUCAAGGAUUUACACCAUUUCUGGCUCACUUAAAGACAGACCAUCCGUAAAAGAGUCUCACAGUGAAAUGUGAGAAAAGGACAGUGACUCUCUUCUGUGAAAUGACUCUUAGUUUUUCCCCCUCACCAGUCCAAUCACAACCCUGCUAUCAACUGCUAAGACAUGGACCACCGCUCACCACCCAGACCUACGCAUCCCAGCCUUGCGGUAUCUAUGUUCCUGCUCCAAACAGCUCUCUGUACCCUCCUACUUCAUGUCCCUCUCUGUGUUUACAGCUCAAGGCUGGCGCCAAAAUGUUUUUUUUUACACUUUGUACAGAUUAUUUUGUAUUGUGUACUCGUGCACCUGUGACUUGCAUAGUUUGAAGACAUUUAAACCUUUAUGUGCACCUGUAAGAUCUAAAGCGCUGUUCAGAAAGAGGUAUGAUAUACUCUAAAGAGAGCUGGAGGGACUGUGGUGUUGGCGUUUAGCGUUGUCCCCGGCUUCAGGCAGGUCUGACUGUAGCAGCACUUUUCAUCAACGAUCAAAGUCAUCAUAGGAUUCUUACUGUCCCUCUAUGCAUGUUCACAGAUGCCGUUGACGUCACGAAACGAAAUACCAUUUUAGAUCAUACACAAACUGCACGGUCCACUGCUCCGUAGCAGCCAGUGGAUGAAGUGGUUGGACCAAAUAAUGAAGGAAAACAUCACAGCAAAGUCUGUUAAAGGAGUGGCUAUGUCUUACAGCACUGUGUUCCUGUCACUGUUAACCAUUCUGUAUGCACUGAUGUCAGUCUUAGUUGAGAUCAAUGAUGGUAGUAAAGGUUUAACCCAUUCAAAGUGAAGUAUAUUCACACACAAGUAGUCAGAAAUCCUUCACUAACAACAGUUACCAAAAAUGUACACACAGCACCUUAGCUGGAGUCCUUCAUGGGGAAAUUGCCACGUCCGUUUGCGAUAUUAAAACAACAAAGAAGUUACUGCAAACCAUAAACACUGUUUCUUUAUUCUCUCAGACGUCAUUGCGAAUGCAAUAGAACAGCAAAACAUGUACUGCAAUUGUUUUUACCACGUUGGCCGACGCUCCUAACUCCCACUUUGUCAACAAAACAAAAACAAAUAUACCUAAGAGACGCAAUGAACAGGAUCAGUUGGAUAGCAACCCAAGGAAAUGACGUUGAACCAACAUGGAAUAGACAUUGAAUUGACGUCUGUGACCAGUAGGAAAACAAGCAGUCUAGCAUGUUGGAACUAUUUCACAUUGUCUAAUGCAGACGAACCAAGUCCACUUGAUCAAUAGUUAUUGCUCUAGUAUCCUAUGGUGCCACUGGUGCCAAUGACAUCUAUAGUCCCUCCAACUGGCCUGGUGCAGCCAUUUAAAGUUGCAGUGACUUUAUAUAGAGCCCCACACUGGAGGUGCCAUAAUACCCAUAAAACCUACAGGGAAAUGGUUUCAAUCGUUUUCCCACCAUUCACUACACAAAACACAGCCCUUAUUUGAAGUGUUUCUAAAACCCCCUAUUGGAAAUGGUGGAAAAAUGUUUGGAACCAUUUCCCUGUUUGACCGCUAGGUUUUAUGCGUAUUAUGACUUAUACGGUGGUACUCCAUUCACAAAGCUUCUAAGAACACAUACAUAAUGUUUACAUAUAAAAUUGUAUGGCCCCAUGUUCAUCGGUUCAGUUCCUAUAGCCUCUAGUGGUGUAGCGUGGCUGACUUUGAAUGCAGAAAGUAAUCAUUCUCAAAUUCAUUACAGGUUAAUUCAUUGAGUGCAUAUACCAAAUCUGGAGUCAAUCUGAUUCAUGAGAAUAAGAUUUGUAAAAUAUUUGAAGCAUUAGCAUCUGUACGAACAUGUACUGUGCGUACAUAUCGGAAUGCAGCAACAUUUCAAAACCAUUAACAUUAACGACUGAUGUAAUGAGUCUAAAUACAAAAUCUGGAGUAAUUGUGAGAUAUAGUUCACAAGGAGAAACCAUUGCAGAUCAUUUUGAGCAUUAGUGUUACAUACGCAAAUCAUUUGUUAAUAGUUUCCUUGUUUUUGGAGAUAGCAAUUCCAAAUUCUGUCAAGGUAUAUCUUAGGGGCGAUGACACAUUUCAAGUUUAUAGACCACUGUGGAGUGGAUUUACAAUGGUUUAAAUGGACACAUGAAAUCAGAUUUUUGUACAUUCCACAUUUUCUGUCAUUUGGUCCUAUGGUUCAUCAGCAGAAGAUUAAAAAAUAUAUUUUUUAGCAUAUUACCAAAUGUGCUAACCUGCAUCUACUGGUAUAGUGUGGCCAUCUUUGAAAGAGUUCAAAUACCAACUUUUGGAGUAAAUCUGACUUUUAGUCCAUGAGAAGAAGAUUUUUUAUGAUUAUUUUAAGCAUUAGCUUUACGUAGUCAAAAAAGUGAAUUGUUCAUAGUUUUGUUAUUGUUUAAGAUAUCAAUGCCAAAUUUAACAUGGUUCAUCAUGGUAAUGUCUUUGAUGAGUAUAAAAGUUUCAAGUGGCCAUUGUGAAGGGGAUUUACAAUGGUUUAAAUGGACAUUUAAAAUCUGAUUUCCUGAUUAUCAAUAACUCAGCCAUCUCUUAACCAAUCCCGUAGCCUUCCUCAAACUACGUUAAGCGAUGUACCAUGGGCCUACAUACCGAAGUUGGUGUUAUUUGGUUCAUGAGAAUACGUUUUCAAAGGUUUUCCAAAAUGUCUAAGAUGGAGGCAAAUUUGUUCAGCAUGAGAAAAGACACCUCAUUCCAAGGUUUCUCUUGAUCAAACAAGGUGGAGGAAAUUAGGGUUUAAGUGGGACUGCUUAUAACAGCGCCAUCUAUAGGCCAUCAGAACCAUUCUUUUUGACCAAGUUACUCAAGGCAUUUAGUUUCUGUGCACCAAAUUAGAAUGAAAAUGACCAAUCCAUGUUUGAGUUAUUUGGCCAUCUAAAAAAUAUAUAUAUAUAUAUAUAUAUAUAUAUAUAUAUCUAAGAAUAACGAUAGCUUUCACAGCUUUGCUGGGAGCUCCUAAUAACAGCGGCCUUGGGCGGACAGUGGCGCUGUUUCCCCUACUGUGUCUUUAACUCACAUCUUUAACUCACAUUGAGACAGGCUACAAGGCAACUUCUGAGAGUGUUCUCUUAAUCUACUCAAGAGCUGGAACUCUGAUUAAAGUGUUUACAUGUUCUAAUAAAUCGAAAGAUUGCUCAGAAGUCUGAGUGUUUUAAUCAGUUUAUGCUUACUUAAUAAUGUUUAUUAAAAGUAUUUUACAUGAUACUGUGUGCGGGUGUGUAUGGGGUCCAGGCAUAUGCAAGAAAACCAUUUUUUGAAAAACAUCUAAAUAUUCAGUGGAAAUAAUUAUCUUAUUGGUUAUUAUAAAAUGUCAUACUGUCAAUUUUUGUAUUUUGAACUGUUCAUCUCCACUCUAACUGAGAUGGUCAGUAAAAACACAAGUAUGGCUGUGUUGGGAUGUCCUGUCAAGGCCUGAAACAUCCACAGACAGUGGGUGAUAGCGGUUGAUGUGUUGAGAGGACCAGGUCUCACUGACCUCUUCAGAACAAUGGAAAGGCAGAAGGAUCAACACACCUGCACUCAGCCCAAGGGCCUAACAUUGGCAAGAGGCAUCAACAAUAUUUAUUUGACAGUAUUUAUUCAAACGCAAUAUCUCCUCUCUUAGUGUCUUAGUAGAGUUGUGUUUUUGUUGUUUGUAUUCUUUUCAGUUUGUAUUCUUUCAGUGUUUUGCUGAUAAUCGGAUUUUAUUUGUUUAUUAUUUUAUUAUGUUACAUUUUGAAUGAUAGUAUUAGGAAAGUUGAGUGAUGUCACGUUCUAUAAUGUUAAGUAAUUUUCUUAAAUGUUUGAGAUGUUAAUCUGUAAAAAAAAAUACAUGUCAACCAAGAGGUUCGUAUUGAUGUCAGAGGUCAUACGUGUAUUUGCAUAUUUCUCAUAGAGUGAACUGUAAUGCUUACCUGUUAUCACAUCUUGUUAACGCACAAAAAUGAUGAAUGAGGAAGGAGAUAGCUAACAUGUCGUUAUUUGAUCUCAGGAAUAGGUCAAUUUCUUUCCUUAGUGGACUUUCUGUCCGUCUCCACUUCACAGUAUUAGUCUCGUCACUUUAUAUGCCUCUGUUUUAAUGAGGAUGCCCUACUGUACUUCAACAGGGUUUGAUUGUGUCUCAGGAAAGAAGGAUCUAAUUCAUUGUAUUUUCCAAACAAAAUAUUUGAAAUUAUUUGAAUGUUUUAUCAUGAAGAACAUGGUCUGAAGCAGCAAGGAUAGUGGUCCAGGAGGAAUAUGUAACAUUGCUUAUUGUCAUGCACUUUGUGUUUCCUAUGAGCAUGUGUAAUAUAACUACUUUCAUACUACCUGUAGUUUUCCUUCAAGUUCCAUAUGUCACACCUUAUACUUCAUUCCACAUUCUUUAUGAGGAAUGACUUUUUGUUCCUUUAUUUUGUAAAGAAAAGUACAGCAUUCGAUAGCAUAUCUGUUGUGUUGAAAAAAGAUACGUGCAAAUAAAGGUGCAUUUAUGCACAUA